Molecule: messenger RNA, 2340 nt
Organism: Danio rerio (zebrafish)
Lineage: Eukaryota; Metazoa; Chordata; Actinopteri; Cypriniformes; Danionidae
Source: RefSeq, a predicted model, not a curated record
CUUUCAGCAGGUUAGAUCGCGUAUCAGUGCGCUGAGUGGAACCGCAGUUCUCACGCUGGAUACAGAAAAAAAAAAAACCUUCCAGUGAAACCAUCAGCGAAUAUGGAUCUGAAAAACGCGUUUAUUGUCUGAAUAGUGCUGUUUAUCGAGUGUGUCCUGGAUAAAAAGAGCCGCCGGUCAACAUCGGAUCAUUCAAGGGUCUGCCUAAGAUCAUCUCUACUAGGAUAUCCACAGCUUUGAUGCAGCACAGUGUUGAAAUAAAUCCAAGAUGACGGAAGAGGUGAUUGUCAUCGCCAAGUUUGAUUACAUGGCCCAGCAGGACCAGGAGCUGGACAUCAAGAAGAACGAGCGUCUGUGGCUCUUGGAUGACUCCAAGUCCUGGUGGCGUGUGAGAAACGCCACCAACAAGACGGGCUUCGUCCCAUCCAACUACGUCGAACGGAAGAACAGUGCCAGGAAAGCCUCAAUCGUCAAGAACCUCAAGGACACAUUAGGGAUUGGAAAGGUGAAAAGGAAAACAGGCAUGCGUGAAACAGCGUCCAAUGCAGACUCUGAUUUCUACCCAGACAACGGUGAACGUCUGUAUGACCUUAACCUCCCUGCGCUGGUCAAGUUCAGCUAUGCGGCCGAGCGGGAAGAUGAGUUAUCGUUGGUUAAAGGAACGAGGGUUAUCGUGAUGGAGAAGUGCAGUGAUGGCUGGUGGAGGGGAAGCUACAACGGCCGUUCGGGAUGGUUCCCUUCCAACUACGUGACAGAGGACGCAGAUGGAUCAGCGAGCAAUGAUUCUGCUGGACUUUCAGACAAACUGUCUGCUGUUGUUCAAAGUGCGAAUGGCAACCGUGUGCUGCACACAGUACAAGCACUCUACCCGUUCAGCUCGGGUAACGAUGAAGAGCUGAACUUUGAGAAGGGGGAGGUUAUGGAUGUAGUGGAGAAGCCAGAAAAUGACCCAGAGUGGUGGAAGUGUCGUAAGUCAGAUGGGCAGAUGGGACUUGUUCCGAAGAACUACGUGACUGUUCUGCAGGAGUCGCACAACUCGGCCAGCAUGCCGGGGCCACCCACACCUGACUGUGACUACAUUGAGCCUUCAUCCAGCGGCCGCUUCGCAGGAAAGCAGUGGUACUACGGGAAGGUGACACGCCACCAAGCAGAGGUGGCGCUUAACCAGAGGGGCUCAGAGGGAGACUUCCUCAUCCGGGACAGCGAGUCCUCGCCCAAUGACUUUUCAAUAUCGCUGAAAGCUCAGUCCAAAAACAAGCAUUUUAAAGUCCAGCUGAAGGACAACCUGUACUGCAUCGGACAGCGCAAGUUUAACACAAUGGAGGAGUUGGUGGAACACUACAAAAAGGCGCCCAUCUUCACCAGUGAGCAGGGCGACAAACUCUACCUGGUCAAGGCUCUGGCUGCCUCCUGAUCCCAGUAGAAAAAACACCAAGAUAAUAACAAGGACUACACUUCCAGAGAGAUGGAUAGAACGGGGAUAUCAAGCAUUCCAAGAAAGGGAGGUACAGGGAGAGACUGACCAGAUGGACUCCCGCUCAUUCGCUCAGAAACUUUCAUUGAGGGACUCGCCCAAUGUAUCAAAAUACAGUAUGUUUAGACCAUAGGUGAUGCAUUGUAUUUUGAUGUCAACAUGUAUUAGGAUUACAAAACUAGGUCUUUUUUUUUUGUUAAUAUAUAAAUAUAUAUUCUUUUCAUUGAUUUCUAAAAUGUAUUGUUCAUUUGUUCUUGAACUUCCCUGCCAAUUUUUUUAACUGUCCUUUCGAGAUUCUGCUGUUGAACUUCUUUCCAAAGGUCUCACAUACUGUCUGUUACUGCCUGCAUUGCCUGAACUACACAGACCUAAUUGACGUAAUCUGCUAUAUUUAUUAGGAAUCAAUAUCUCUGCUCCAACAAUAAAAGCGAGCGAGCGAUAUCGUUUUGGGAUUAAACUUAAACUGUAAUCGAAAGUCGGAAGUCUUGCAGCUGCAUGUUUCCGACCUGAAGCUAAGCCUGUAGUCUAUAUUUAUGAAGAGUAAAGAUCCGAAAGUUCUACGUCCAGAACAAUCCGGAUGCCAAUUAUUGCGGUUUGUCAGCAAGUUUUAAGAAUGGAGUCCUAAAUUUGUCAUCUUGGAGCUGUCAGAAUCCAUGCUAUGCCAUAAAUAUGAUCUGUCUCUGCUUUGGCUUAGCUGUGAUUGAUGUCUUCUGCUAGACAUUUAUGUGAAUGAACGUGGGAGUUUCUUCAUCUUCAUUGGAGCCUUGCAUUGCCAUGACUGAUGAUUAAAGAAGAUUAAACCACACUGGUGCACACAAAAGGUCUUUCAUGAUUUAAUGUUUUACUAAUAAAGCCUUCUUUCCUGA